Messenger RNA from Scomber scombrus (Atlantic mackerel), 419 nucleotides. It is a transcript of the gene tmem238a, whose product is annotated as transmembrane protein 238a. The coding region runs from base 105 to 419 and encodes 104 amino acids. Lineage: Eukaryota; Metazoa; Chordata; Actinopteri; Scombriformes; Scombridae. The record is from RefSeq and is a predicted model, not a curated record. The transcript has 3 exons.
CCUAGAAGGUGAACGCGGAAGGAGAGGAUCAACUUUUAACUUUGAAAAUCACGUGAAAUAAAGAUUUUCAUGCCGCAGAACUGAAUCACAAUAACAAUUUCAUCAUGGGCCUGUGUAGUAGACUGUCCCACUGUAAACUGGCUCUGGCCUUUGCUGUGUUUAUGGAUUUAGUGGGUGGAACCGCCCUGCUGGUGGGAGUCUUCGCCCCUAUGGAGAUGAAAGGUCAAGACUUUGGAGACUUGCUGGUCUAUACAGGGGCCCUGUUCGUGCUGAUGUCGCUGGGCGGAUGGGUGCUGUGGUACAGCGGAAACAUCGAUGGCCUGAAGUCCAGGAAGGAGCUGGGACACAUCAGCAGCGCCGUCGACCGGCUGGCUCUCAACCUCAGCCGCAAGAUCCGCACCUACCGAGGCCACCACUAA